UCCACCCCCAUCGCUGCAGUGUCUCUGCUGGCCGGGAGCAAAGCGGGCGAGGAUACAGACGCUUUGUCAGGGCCCAGAAAAGACGGAGAGAUGAACGUUGGUGUGUGUGCACGCGCGGGUGUGCGUGUGUGUGCGUGUGUGUGUGAGGAAGAUCUGAAGAUGAGGAUGAAGGAUUAAAGGCUGGAUUUUCUGGGCGGACUGGUCAGUAAUGGAUGCUGCCUUGUGAACACGACACACGGCCCUUCGGGAAGCUGAACAAUCAUCGGCAAGAGGAGGAGAGUUGUGGACGAUUGCAACACUUCAGCCAUGUGGGGGCGGAGCCAGAUGAGUUUCACCAUCGCACACCUCAAGCCAGAACAUUUCUUGCACUGACCAACGCUGAACGGUGUCGGCCUUCCCUGCAGAGCUUUGCCCCCGGGGCGCCCCUGCUAUGAGCCCCAGAUCCCUAGGCUUCAGCAGGCAGUCCAUCCUCAGUGCCAGGCACUGUGUGGGCAUCCCACCAGUCUGGGUUUUGCCCACACAGGACACAGACUGCCCCUGAGCAAAAAGAAUGAAACGCUCCUAAGUCACUCGCUGGUUGUGACGUCCUACCCACCUCCUCUCCGGAAGAUCCUCGGCCUCUGCCGCAGUUACCGUAACCUCUUCUUUGCAAUUUGCUCCCUCGUCCGGCGGCAGCACGAGUUCCUUUGCGCUCACCACGUGGUGGAGGACCAUGGGAUGCCGUCAGAGCUCGGAGGAGAAGGAAGCGGCUCGGCGCUCGCGGCGGAUCGACCGCCACCUGCGCUCCGAAAGCCAGCGACAGAGGCGUGAGAUCAAGUUAUUACUGCUGGGCACCAGCAACUCUGGCAAGAGCACCAUCGUCAAGCAGAUGAAGAUCAUCCACAGCGGCGGCUUCAACCUGGAGGCCUGCAAAGAAUACAAGCCCCUCAUCCUGUACAACGCCAUCGACUCGCUCACCCGCAUCAUCCGUGCCCUCACCACUCUGAAGAUCGACUUUCAAGACCCUGAUCGCGCCUACGACGCCGUGCAGCUCUUCGCCCUCACGGGGCCGGCGGAAAGCAAGGGCGAGAUCACUCCGGAGUUGCAGGGGGUCAUGAAACGCCUGUGGGCGGACUCCGGGGUCCAGGAGUGCUUUCAACGGUCCAACGAGUACCACUUGGAAGACAACACGGCGUACUACCUGAACGACCUGGACCGCAUCUCCGCGGCCGAGUUCAUCCCCACGGUGGAAGACAUCCUGCGGUCCCGCGACAUGACCACCGGCAUCGUGGAGAACAAGUUCACCUUCAAGGAGCUCACCUUCAAGAUGGUGGACGUUGGCGGACAGCGAUCAGAGAGAAAGAAGUGGAUCCAUUGCUUCGAGGGCGUGACUGCAAUCAUUUUCUGUGUUGAACUGAGCGGCUAUGACCUCAAACUCUACGAGGACAACCAGACGAGCCGCAUGGCGGAGAGUCUGCGCCUGUUCGACUCCAUCUGCAACAACAACUGGUUCACCAACACGUCGCUCAUCCUCUUCCUCAACAAGAAGGACCUGCUGGCGGAGAAGAUCAAGCGCAUCCCGCUGACGCUGUGCUUCCCCGACUACAAGGGCCAGAACACCUACGAGGAGGCGGCCGUCUACGUCCAGCGGCAGUUCGAGGACCUGAACCGCAACAAGGAGACCAAGGAGAUCUACUCGCACUUCACCUGUGCCACCGACACCAGCAACAUCCAGUUUGUGUUCGACGCCGUCACGGACGUGAUCAUCCAGAACAAUCUCAAGUACAUCGGCCUGUGCUAGGACCCGGUCGGUCCAUGGGGGGGUCAGGGAACGCACGUUUCUGUUCACGCGCGAGAUGUCCCAUCAAGUGGAGCACUUAACGGCGGCCAUGUUGGACACACCUUCCUCCACCUGCCGGCCGCACCUGAGACCAGCGAGCACCCGCCAGGUGACUUUGGUUUUUGACUGAAGACUUUUAAUGCUGCUUUACAAAAACUACAUGGACACUUUUUCUUUUGGGGACUUUUUUUUUUUUUUUUGCCACUUUGGUCCACACCUGCUCAAAAUUGUGCACUUCACGCUCGUAUUCUCAUGUCAUGUGACCACAGCUGCGCCGUCAAGAACAUAAACGCGACGCAAACAUUGGAGAGGUAAAAAUAUCCCACCAGCAGACAGAAUUCCAGUGACCUCUAAGUGUCCUCUAAAGCAGGGGGUGUCCAAACUACGGCGCCUUUGACAUUGUGAGGACUCUGGGCGAGACAAAACCGCAGCAUUUACUUAUAUGACCCAAUGCAAACAACCUUCUCUAGUCAUGGUGCAAAAACAACAACAACAAAUCGAACCAACACAACACCAUUUGUGGAUAUUAUCAAAAACAACCAUGUACCUUAAAAAUUUUCCGAGUUACACCCAUUGCAAAGCAUGAUGGGAAAAAUGCAAAAUUUGGACACCCCUGCUCUGAAGGAACUCAAGUCCUUAACCGUGUCAAGUGACUAAGAGACCAAGUGGGGACCCUUACUUACAUAUCUAGUAUAAAGUUGUGUACUCUCCUAAAAGUACCGUGUUGUUGUGCAAUACUAAAAUGUUCACAUACUACAGUAGAGAGCAGCUAAUCGCCAGCUGUUAGCCAGGAACCCUAAUUGCUAGUUAUCUAUAGAUAAAAUAUAAUUAUUUUAACUACAUUUGCGGAAAAGUUGCACAGGGAGUAUGAAAAAAUAAAUAUAUAUUUUCUAAAAUUCUUAUCAACCAAAGAUUUCCUGACCUCCCUGCAAUACCUCUGCGGAUCCCUAGGGGUCACGGACCCUCAGUUUAGAAGCUUUUGCUGAAAUCCAAGUUAGUAAAUACAACAGAAUAUAAAAAUUAAUAAAAUAAUGUAUUCUUGGAAUGCUGAGUCACGUA
Molecule: messenger RNA, 2878 nt
Organism: Entelurus aequoreus (snake pipefish)
Lineage: Eukaryota; Metazoa; Chordata; Actinopteri; Syngnathiformes; Syngnathidae
Gene: gnaz
Product: guanine nucleotide binding protein (G protein), alpha z polypeptide
Exons: 3
Coding region: 713-1780 (355 amino acids)
Biological process (GO): adenylate cyclase-modulating G protein-coupled receptor signaling pathway
Cellular component (GO): heterotrimeric G-protein complex
Molecular function (GO): G-protein beta/gamma-subunit complex binding; G protein-coupled receptor binding; GTPase activity
Source: RefSeq, a predicted model, not a curated record